AUGGCUGAAUCAAAUCCUGUUGUCUUUUUCGAUAUCGCCCUUGGAGGCGAAUCGCUGGGCCGGGUGAAAAUGGAGCUGUUCGCCAAUAUCACCCCACGAACAGCUGAGAAUUUCCGCCAGUUUUGCACCGGGGAGACCAAGAACUCCAAGGGACAGCCUCAAGGCUAUAAGGGAAGCAAGUUCCACCGAGUGAUCAAAGAUUUCAUGAUUCAGGGCGGAGAUUUCAUCAAUGGUGAUGGAACUGGAUCUUGUACCAUCUAUGGCACUUCCAAGUUUGCAGAUGAAAACUUCACUUUGACACAUGACCGUCCCGGUCUGUUGAGCAUGGCGAACUCGGGCCCCAAUACUAAUGGUUGUCAAUUUUUUAUCACGACCACGGCAACACCAUUCUUGAAUAACAAGCAUGUGGUCUUUGGUCAAGUGAUUGAUGGUAUGGAUAUUGUCAAGAUGCUGGAACAUACUCGUACUACCAAAGACAAGCCCAACCAAGAUGUCACAAUUGUUCAGUGCGGGCAGAUGUCUUGA
Molecule: messenger RNA, 525 nt
Organism: Penicillium soppii
Lineage: Eukaryota; Fungi; Ascomycota; Eurotiomycetes; Eurotiales; Aspergillaceae
Gene: cyp3
Product: putative peptidyl-prolyl cis-trans isomerase
Exons: 4
Coding region: 1-525 (174 amino acids)
Biological process (GO): protein folding; protein peptidyl-prolyl isomerization
Cellular component (GO): intracellular membrane-bounded organelle
Molecular function (GO): peptidyl-prolyl cis-trans isomerase activity
Source: RefSeq, a predicted model, not a curated record